CAAUCUUCAGGAACGAAAAGAUAUGUCGACGGACUCGUACGAAGAUGCCCUUAGAAAACUUGGAGAGCUUCUCACCAAGAAAUCGGAUCUAGGUAACAUCGCAGCCGCAAAGAUCAAGCAGUUAACUAGUGAGCUAGAGGAACUUGAUUCCAGCAAGAUAGAUUCUGUAGAAAGGAUCAAGUCUGGAUUUAACCAUUUCAAGACUCAUAACUACGAGAAGAAUCCUUCGUUGUACAGUGCACUUGCCAAGAGCCAGAGCCCCAAGUUUCUGGUGUUUGCUUGUGCGGAUUCUCGAGUUUGCCCAUCUCACAUCUUGAAUUUCCAACUUGGGGAAGCUUUUAUCGUUAGAAAUAUUGCAAACAUGGUGCCACCUUAUGACAAGACAAAACAUUCUAAUGUUGGUGCCGCCCUUGAAUAUCCAAUCACAGUCCUCAAUGUGGAGAGCAUCCUCGUGAUUGGUCACAGCUGUUGUGGUGGAAUAAAGGGACUCAUGGCCAUUGAAGAUGAUGCGGCUCCCUAUAAGAGUGAAUUCAUAGAAGACUGGAUCCAGAUCUGUGCACCGGCCAAGAACAAGACCAAGCAGGAUUGUAAAGACCUGAGCUUCGACGAUCAGUGCACCAACUGUGAGAAGGAAGCUGUGAACGUGUCGCUGGGGAACCUGUUAUCAUACCCGUUCGUGAGAGAGCGAGUGGUGAAGAACAAGCUCGCCAUAAGAGGAGCUCACUAUGAUUUUGUGAAAGGAACGUUUGAUCUCUGGGAACUUGACUUCAAGACCACCCCUGCUUUUGCUUUGUCUUAAAAGAGUCAUACUCAUGUUUUCUCCCUAUGUUGCUUCUAAGUUUGUUCUCAUCAGUAAUCAUCUUACUUUAUCUUCAGUUUCUUGUCUCUUUUUGUUUUUUUACUCAACUUCUUGUAUAAUCUCAUCUUUUAUGUUUAAAAAUAAAUGAAUAAGCUUUUUUUUUUUUUUUGAAACACUGAUUAAAUUAAUAAGGAGAAAAGUUAGCUGAGUGCAUUAACAACACCAUCAACUACAAACUGUCCUGGUGCAUUCAAAGCACUUUUAGCUAGCAAAUCUGCAUCGGUGUUCCUCUCACGAGGGAUCCACACAAAGCAAACAGAAUCAAAAGCAGGGAUACAAGAUAUAAUAUCAGAAGCAACGCCAUGAAGAUCCAGCGCACCCGAGCCCGAGUUAACAAUCUUGAUCAGUUGAGCAGAAUCCGACUCAAAACACACCCUCUUCAUCUUCAAUCUUCGGCAGGUAAGGACUGCAAUUCGCAAGGCUAGCGCUUCCGCCAUCAGAGGUGAUGACACAAACUCCACACGCUCCUUGUAGGUCUUGUUUUGAGAGUUGGACUGCAGAACCCAUCCCAGGCCUGCUGCUUGUCGAAGGGCGUCCCAAGCCGCAUCAGUCUUCACCACUAUCGUGUUAUAGGGUCUUUGUUGAUCCAGUCUUAUUUUUCCUUUGGUCGAAACUUUCUCUUGCUUCUGCUCUGUACUCCAUUCCCUUGCCACAACAAUCGCAGCCGUCAAGACAUCUUCCGGGGAGGAGUAGAAACCUUCAAACACAAACCGGUUUCGGGAUUUCCACAAAUUCCAAAUGAUCCAAAGGAACAGAGGGCCUGUUGUUAUUCCUGACGGAGGCAGACACCUGUUUGCACACAUGUCUUUCCAGGAAGCCACUAAAUCUAUCAUUCCACUACAUUCGACUUCGUUGACAAGAGGAGCUAAUCUCCAGACUUUACGGGCGAAAGGACAGUGAAAUAAAAGGUGAGUGAUAGAUUCAGUACAUCCACAUCGCUUACACUGUGGGUCAACAGGAACAUGCCUCUCUACCAGCCUUUCUCCAACCGGUAAGGCACCCUUUAACACUUUCCAAGCGAAGAGUUUGACUUUUGGGGCACAGUCCAAGUUCCACACCUCUCUUGUCCAAUUAAAAUUUGGAUCCAUGAACGCCUCAGCGCCGAAAGCAUCGUCCUCGACGGCAGUAUAGUAACGAGACUUCACAGAAUACUCCCCUGUUUUUUUUCCCAGCCACACCAAUCUAUCCGGAGCCCCGGUUACACUCUGUUUUAUGCUGAGGAUACGAUCCUCAUAGAAUGGCAGGAUGAGUUGGAUUCUCUCUCGGUUCCAUUGGAGCCCUCCUGAACUCAUAAGGUCUGCGACCGUUAAGUCUAGUGUCUGCUCUGUUGGAGGUCCCACUACAAGAAAACAACAAUUUAGAGACUUCUCUUGCAACUACAACCGGUGGUUGCAAAAUUAUGUGACUAAUUUCAAACUAAUUUGCAACUAUUUUACAACUACAAAGAAUAAGUCAUAGAUUAGUUGCAAAUAUGCAACCACAACCAAUUGUAGUAUUUAAGUUGCUUUUUUGAAACACAUUUGUGACGUUUUCGUAACUAGUCAACAUAGUCGCAAUACAGUAGCAUUAUUAAAACCAAUUUACAACUACAUAUGUUGUUGCGAACUUGUAGUUAUAAAUUAGUCACAAAACUAUGUAAUACUCGUAGUUGCAAAAUGGUAGCUGUAGCUUUGCAACGAUGUUGCGACUACUUGGUUUAGUUAAAAGCGAACAAGUCACAAAUUAGUUGCAAAUUUUCCAUACAUAUAUUAUAAAACAAUUACAUAUAAUACUUUGAAUGAUGCAGGUAUUUUAAUGGCUACCUUUCAUGUAUCUAAACCAUGUAAUUGACGUAAAAUGUAUUUUGAGGUUUAGUUGCAACGUUAAUACAAUUAUUUUGUAUCUUUUUUGUAACUCUUAAAUGUGUUGUAGUUGCAAUGUAGUAGCAAAUAGUAUCAUUGCUUAUAAUUAUAUAAGUUUAAUUGUUCAUAUGCUUUAUUUUAAUUACAUAUCAAUACUUAAUAAUCAAAUAAAUAAAAUUAUAUCUUGAAUAAAUUUGAGUCAUUUAAAAAAAUGGAUAUGACCACACAACUAACACAUUUGUACAAUUUCAUGUUUAUCUUUUGAAUUUGGAUUGUAAAUUAUAAAAUUAACAAUCAUUUUAUGCAAUGCCUCAUAACUUAGUAUAUAACUUGUAUAUAUAAAAAUUAUUUUGAAGCUAGACCACUCUAAGAUGAUUAUAAGUUAUUUUGGGGUCUAGGGUAUAACUUUCACAUUUUUUCAUCAGUAGUUGCAAAAUAGUUACAAUAUUGUCCAUAGUUUUACACGUCAGUUAUUCUGUAACUUAUUUGCAACUGUUAAGAGUACGGUAGUCGCAAUGUAGUAACUUAUUUUGUGACCGAUUUACUACUACAAACAUUUAUAACUAAUUUGUGACUACCAAUAUUUCUUUUCAGCCAUAGUUACAUUGGAGUAUCAAAUAUAUAGUCAUUUACAUUAAGAGUUUUCUAAGUCUGCCUUCAUUUAAUAUAUAAUCAUAUAUCUUCUUUUACAUAUAUUUCGAAAAUAAAUAUGAUAUGUAGAGUUUAGGGUUUCAUUAGCUAAAUCUGUUUUAAUAAUUAGACAAAUAUAUCAUUUUAAAUUUUGUUUACCAUAAAUCAUUAAUAAAUAACAUAAUAAAACAUCUUUUUGUAGCAUUUUAGUAACUUAAGACACCCAAAUGGUUAUAUCUUCAAAAAACAUAUGUUACCUAAAUGUAAUACAUUCAUGUGUAAUGAUUUGGAUUUGGGUUGAAAUUUUUUCAACUAGAUUGUUCUACAGAAAUGAUUAUACUCUCUUUACUUAAUAUAUAUAUAAUAGCAUGCCUUUUUCAGAUAUUGUAGUUUUUUAAAGUAAUGAGAUUAAUUUUAAGGUUUAGGGUAUUGUUAGCCACUAUUUUGCAACCAUUUGACCUAGUGUACUCGCAGUUUAGUAGCAUAAUUUGGCUAAUAAAAUUUAACUAGAAAUUAGAAAGCUUACUUCUGAUUGGUCAAUUUCCAAAGGGAAGGAUUGGCUUUGUUCUUCCAUCACCGUUGAGAUUAGUAAAUCUAACGGCCAAGACUUAAUCAGAUUUUCUUAUUUCCUUCCUCUUCUCUGCUUUCUCCUUGUUAGUUUCUCACCGACUGAACCUUUUUUCAUCUUCUUCUUGUUCUCUGCUCUCCUCGUCACUUUAUUUUCUUUUUCUUUUUUCCUCUUACGUCUCUCUUAGUCUUCUUUAUCUUCAUGUACUUAUGCUAUUUCUAACUGAUUUUUGUUUUGUUUACAGAUCUGAGAAGGACCAGUGAUGAAACGGGAAGCGGAAGUGGUGGUGUAACGGAGCAUACGCGCCGGAGGUGGUGGUGGCGUGACGAAUCGGAGGAACCGCAGAUGCUGUAUGUAUCAGACCAACAGCAGUGGCUUCCCGACCAGAUCCAGUCGUCGCUUCAGAUGGAACCACUCCGAGUCGUCGUGGUGCCGUUCAACCGGAGCCGGUGGAGAAGCCGGUGGCGGAAUCCGUGCCGCCGUGGCUGAACCCAUAGAGAUGAUGAUGGUGUAUUUGUGUGUAUAUAUAUCUGUAUUUAUCUUUGUAAUUUUACUUUCUAAUUAAUUAAACUAAUAUUUUAAUUUUAA
Brassica rapa (field mustard) is the source of this 4486-nucleotide messenger RNA. Its product is annotated as beta carbonic anhydrase 3. Gene Ontology annotation, molecular function: zinc ion binding; carbonate dehydratase activity. The record is from RefSeq and is a predicted model, not a curated record. Lineage: Eukaryota; Viridiplantae; Streptophyta; Magnoliopsida; Brassicales; Brassicaceae. Gene Ontology annotation, biological process: carbon utilization.